AUGACAGAAAGAGGAGAAGCGGAGACGGUAUGCACUCUGCUGGCCUGGGCAUUAAGAGAAGCGGACUACAGAACAACAGCACAGGAGACGCUCACUGGCAUCACCACACGGCCUGAGGGGACCAGUACACGCAACAAACAGACCUACAGAGAACAGCCAACAGCAGCAGCAUUAGCAGCCUUUACGUCCCCGGCAAGUGCCAGUUGCGUGUUCUGUGGACAGAGUCAUGAGACUGCCAGGUGCUCUGUCGUUACAAACACAGAGAAGCGGAAGGACAUAGUUAAGAGCAACGGAAGGUGCUUUCUGUGUCUGAAACCGAACCACAUAAUCCGUCACUGUCAGUCGAAGUUGAAAUGCGCCAAGUGCCAACGUCGACACCACACUACCCUGUGUGACUCAACAUCUGACAGGCCAUCACCUGUGACACCACCCACGUUGCGCUAUGAAAAGAAGCCGGCCGCUAACAACCAGUCUAGGGCAGCAUCGGCUCCAAGCAAGAAGGGACUGACCAAUCCAUCCGCCAGCAGCGUUACACUGUCGUCUGUCAGUGCUCUGACAUCAUCUAGCAAAGACAACAGUAUGGUUUUGCUGCAGACCGCUAAAGCUAUGGUUGCACCAGGCAUACCUGUCCGAGACACCGGGAUCCCUGUGAGAGUGUUGUUCGACGGAGGGAGCCAGCGCUCAUUCGUGACACGUGAUGUGCAAAGGCGGCUGGACCUAAAGACAGACAGGCAGGAAGGCUUGAAUGUCAAUGCCUUCGGUGAUUGCUCUGUUGGGGACAGCGGUUUAAGAGACGUGGUGAAUCGGACCGUACAGAGUACGGAGGGAGACCCCCUGCAGCUGGAGUGUAUCGUGAUUGAAUCAAUUUGCGCACCAGUCCAGAACCAGCACCCUGCACAAGCAGUCCAGUGCUGCGGUGCGCUACAAGGCCUCACACUGGCAGACGACUGCGACGGCACAGCCACAAUCGAUCUAUUGAUUGGAGCCGACCAGUACUGGCAAUUUAUGAUGGGCAAGACGAUCACGACGGCCUCUGGUCCGACAGCCAUCCGUACGCGUCUUGGCUGGGUCUUGUCUGGUCCUGCAUCAGGCCCAACAACUAGUACGACAGGUACAUGCCUCGCUACUGAGGUGCACAGCUUAACGACGACAGCGCAGGUCCUUGAUCAGCAGCUUCAACAAUCCUGGGAGCUGGAGUCUCUUGGGAUACAUCCAAUAACGGAGAAUCAAGUCCGCCAUGCAACGCUACCCGACAACUUCCGAAUCAGCAAUAUCGAGGAAGUCAAGAGCCCGGAAUUUGGUGAUGUGAGAGAUAUACACUAUGUGCCACAUCAAGCCGUUGGUGGAGAAGAUAGGACCACGACAAGAGUGCGUGUUGUGUACGAUGCGUCAUUCCGCUCAGGCAAGGGCCCGUCGAUCAACGUCUGCCUCAACGCGGGACCCUAUCUACUGGAGAAGCCCCAUCUGCUUGAGAAGCCCCCCUGGUGGGGCGGGUUCUUUGAGAGAAUGGUGAGAUGCGUCAAGCGUUGUCUUAAGAAGAUCAUACACCUCUGA
Sycon ciliatum is the source of this 1554-nucleotide messenger RNA. RefSeq lists its product as uncharacterized. The transcript has a single exon. Lineage: Eukaryota; Metazoa; Porifera; Calcarea; Leucosolenida; Sycettidae. The record is from RefSeq and is a predicted model, not a curated record. The coding region runs from base 1 to 1554 and encodes 517 amino acids.